UCUAAAUGUGUGCUGGUGUUUGGAAUAAGCCUCUUUCUGCCCACCUACAGGAGCAGGAGUGUGUGGCCCCGGGAGUCACUGGCAGCAGGAACGGCAGCAUCAACGGUGACCAUGACAACUCUGCUUCUGCUGUGUGUGUGUUUCCCCAUCAUCUCAGCAACAAUAUCAUUUGAAGACCACAAUGACAUGGAUGGUGCAUUACGUGUCAGCAUCCCCUCGGAGGUCUCUCUCCGUCCUCAGCUAGGUGGUAAGGUGGUUGUGCCAUGCUACUUCCAAGAUAACACCAUCAAGGACAUUGGUGCCCCAACUACCGCACCACUCUCCUACCGCAUCAAAUGGACCUAUGUCACCAAGGAGAGGACUACAACAAUCCUAGUGGCACUGGGGGGGAAAGUUCAUGUAGAGAAAGAUUAUGAUGACAGGGUGACAUUGGUCAACUACCCAAUGGUUUCUACUGACGCUAGCAUGGAGCUUACAGAACUGAGGUCCAAAGAUUCUGGCAUGUACCGCUGCGAGGUCAUGCAUGGCAUUGAGGACAAGUACGACUCUGUGGAAAUCCAGGUUCAGGGCAUUGUGUUUCACUACCGGGCCAUCUCCAGCCGUUACACCCUGACUUUUGAAAGAGCUAAAGCAGCCUGCAUCCACAACAGUGCCACCAUUGCCACUCCGGCGCAGCUCCAAGCUGCCUUUGAUGACGGAUACCACCAGUGUGAUGCUGGAUGGCUGUCUGAUCAGACUGUCAGAUAUCCCAUCCAUGUGCCACGGGAGCGUUGCUAUGGAGACAAGGAAGACCUCCCUGGAGUGAGAAGUUAUGGCAUAAGAGACGUUAAUGAGACCUACGACACAUAUUGCUUUGCUGAGAAGAUGUCAGGCAGAGUCUUCUACUCCAUAUCUCUAGAAAAGUUUAACUUCUACCAAGCAAAAGAUCAGUGUGCCAAACUGGGUGCCAGGCUGGCCACCACUGGUGAGCUUUACAUUGCCUGGAAGGGUGGUAUGGAUGUGUGUAAUGCUGGUUGGCUGGCAGACAGGAGCGUUCGCUACCCGAUCAACAUCGCUAGGCCUCAAUGUGGAGGGGGGCUCAUCGGAGUAAGAACAGUCUACUUGUUCCCUAACCAGACAGGAUACCCAUACCCAGACUCUCUCUACGAUGCCAUCUGCUUCCAAGCAAGUGAGGAUGAAGGUGCUGUGCCUGAGAGGACCACACCUUUCCCAGACAUCAAACAAAUCACACCGUCCUCGGAGUUCUACCCGGGAUUGACCCCUUCACCCGGACUUGAGGAGGCUAAAUCUGAAACAGAGGACAUUUUCUCCCGACUGCCUCUCCCUACAAAUAUAACUGGUGGGGAUGGCAUGUCUCCUACAAGUGUGGUGUUCCACUAUCGACCAAUCACUGGCCGGUACACUCUGACAUUUUUAGAAGCUAUUCAGACUUGUGAAAGAGUUGGGGGAGUCAUUGCCAGCCCCCAGCAGCUGCAGGCAGCUUUUGAGAAAGGCCUUCACCAAUGUGAUGCUGGCUGGCUGCGAGACCAAACCGUCCGGUAUCCUAUUGUGUCACCCAGGGAAAACUGUGCUGGUAACCUGCUGAACAUUCCAGGAGUGAGAUCCUAUGGUUUGAGACCAGCUGAUGAACGUUACGAUGUGUUUUGUUAUGUGGAUGGUCUAAAAGGUGAGGUUUUCUUCACCAGUGAUUAUGACAGCUUCUCCUAUGAGGAGGCUGUGCAGCACUGUCAGAAACUGAACACCACCCUGGCCACCCCCGGCCAGCUGUAUGCUGCCUGGAAACAGGGACUUGAUAAGUGUCGCCCAGGCUGGCUGAUGGACCACAGUGUCCGCUACCCAAUCACAACCCCAAAGUCCUACUGUGGAGGCGGGCAAGUCGGAGUCCACAUCAUACACGCAUUUCCCAAUCAGACAGGAUUUCCCGAUGAGUACUCACGCUACGAUGCCUACUGCUUCAGAGCCGAGUCUUCUGUUGUUCAUCCUGAAUAUAACACCAGUGUAAAUUCAACAUCACUGACUGAAGAUGUUAUCAACAAAACAACAAUCAUCACUGAUCACUUUGCUCUCACUGGUAAAACUUUAGUUAGUGACAAUGAAACAGAACCUGCUGUAAAUCACACAGAAAAAGAGAUGAUCCAGAAUGUCACUGUGCUGACUCAGCAUGUUGCUCCUAAAGAGAGAACCCCUGUUCCAUCAGCCUCAGCUGAUGUGUCAGGAUCUGGUUCAGCUGAACUCUCAGCCAGCGGGGAGACCUCCAGAGAGUCUUCCUCCUCCAGCUCCAGUGGUGAUGUGUCUGGGUCGGGAGAGGGUGUCAUCCUCAAAGAAUCCACAGACGUUUUCUCUGGAGAGCAGUCUGCCUCUAAAAUGCAGGAGGCUAGAGGCGAAAGGGUGGAUAGCUUCACAUCUGGAGAUUUGGGAAGUGCAUCUGCAUCUGGAUCUGAAUCUGGAUCUGGAUCUGGAUCUUCAUCUGCAUCUGGAUCUGAAUCUGGAUCUGAAUCUGCAUCUGGAUCUGAAUCUGGAUUUGGAUCUAGAUCUGCAUCUGGAUCUGAAUCUGCAUCUGCAUCUGCAUCUGGAUCUGAAUCUGCAUCUGGAUCUGAAUCUGGAUUUGGAUCUGGAUCUGCAUCUGAAUCUGCAUCUGCAUCUGGAUCUGGAUCUGCCUUCAUUAUCUCAGGAUCAGGAUUUGGCAGUGGAAGUGCAUACAUCAGUGGUAGUGGUGAAGACCCAACAAUCAUCAUUGUAAAUGGAGAAAUGGAGGAAGUGUCCAAAACUCACCAAAACAACACAGAGCAGGAAUUUGGCCGUGGACAUGUUGAUUUCAGUGGAGACUUUAAAGAAUCAAGUGGCUCCGGGUCUGGUGAAGUGUCCACGUCGGGUGAUGUUUCUGGGUCCGGUAACGUUUCUGGAUUGGGUGAUGUUUCAGGUUCUGGCUCCAGUGGACUUCCUGGCAUUUUAUAUAUCGACCACAGUGGCACUGACCUGACAGAGCAGCAAUCUGGAGAACAAGAGGUUUCUGGGUAUCAUCCAGUUGGAUCAGGGGGCCACAGCGGUUUCUCCAGUGGAGUUCCACAUGGAGUUUCUAGCAGUGUUUCUGCUUCUGGAGACCCCUUCCAUUUAAGUGGUGAUGUCAUCUACAUAACUGAUGACAGGACAUUCAAAGUGACUGAAGUAAGGGAACCUGAGCAGGGCCGUGGUGUGGUUGAAGUGAGCGGGGAAGGGAGUUCCUCAGGAGUCUUUCAUGAAUUCAGCAGCACUUUGAGUACAUCAGGAACUGAAGCUGCCCGUGAAACACUUGCUGCUACAAUGCCAUAUACAGAGUCCAUCAGUGCUGCUGCCCAAUCAGAAGUCAGAGCGACCGAUCAGGAUGGUUACACAGGACCUUCGGAUUUUGCCGUGACUCCAGAGUUGGCCUACAAUAGCCCACCAACAGUUCCAUCAAUGCUGUUAGCUACUCCAGCUGUUGUAGAGCAGCCUGAUGUGGAUGAAGCUCUCCACGGCUGUCCCAAUGGUUGGAGGGAGUUUCGGGAUGGCUGUUACAUCCAUAUUGAUAACAGAGAUACGUGGUCUGAAGCUGAGCAUUACUGUCAGCAGCUGAACGCCCACCUGGUCAGCAUCAACUCCCAGGAGGAGCAGGAAUUUGUCAACUUGAGUGGCCAGGAUUACCAGUGGAUUGGACUCAAUGACAAAGAUGUGCAGAAUGAGUUCCGCUGGACUGACGGAAAUCCUCUGUCUUAUGUGAACUGGAGGCCCAACCAGCCAGAUAACUAUUUGAAUUCUGGGGAGGAUUGUGUGGUGAUGAUCUGGCAAGAGGGUGGGCAGUGGAAUGAUGUGCCCUGCAACUACCACCUUCCAUACACCUGCAAGAUGAAUCCUGUAAUGUGCGGAUCACCCCCCAAUGUGGAACACGGCCAGCCCAUGGGCAGCAGUCGAGAACACUACGCUGUCGACUCCAUUGUCCGCUACCAGUGUGAUGCAGGCUACACACAGCGCCACCUACCUGUCAUACGCUGCAUGGAGAACGGGGAGUGGCAAAAGCCUCAGGUGGAGUGCCUAGAAGCUAAUGCCAACAGUCAGCGGCUACACAAAAGGUCCCUGUGGAGGAGAAGUAAAGGUGUCAACAGCCAGCAGGAGCAGAGGAAACAGCACUGAGCAGCACUGAAUGGACAAACAAGAGAGAGACAUAAAGAAACCUUCUUGUAAAGAAGCAUGGACCCUAAUGCAAAUGUCUGAAGAAGAAGUUAGCAUGCCCCUCUCUGUACACACACACACAAAGCACAAGCAGAUACUGACAGUUGAUGUUUUGGAUAUGUGAGCGUUACUCUGCACCCUCUGGAAGUAGGAUUUAUGACCUUUGAUAACAUGUUAUACACACACAAAUAAAUAAAUAAUAAAAAAUAAACAAAAAUAAAAUGUCAUACACACAGCAUUCAUAACCCAACAUUUUAGUUUUUCUCAUUAAAUAGACAUUUAAUUAGUCCUGGCUUAAGAGAAGCUCUUUCAUGGUGUGAGGCGUAACAAGAAAAGUCCAAAACUGUUUAUAAUCUUCCCCUGAUUCAGCGUUUUUUCUAAUCUGUAACUCACCCUUUUGUGAGUGUGUGUGUGUGUGUGUGUGUGUGUGUGUGUGUGUGUGUGGGUGGGUGGGGGUGGGGGUGGGGUGGGGGGUCUAGGCUCUAUUUCUCUCUGGAGCAGCAGUGAUCCAUUAGGCCUUUUGGGUGUGACACUGAUACAGAAUACAACUGCUUUUUUUGAUUUGGUCAUUAAAAUAUAAAAAGACAAAAAUCUAAAAGCAAAGAAUCAGAGACACUUCAAAGCAUUUCAUCUUGUCACAACCCAAAGCUUGACCAUCCACUUUGCUACCAGAUCCACGCAGCAAAAGAGUUUGUCAAAUGAUUGAGGUGUUGAUAUAAACCAGGUUGAAAAUAAGUGCAACAAAACCUGAAUUGAAAAAAAAUCUGCAUUUAUGCACUUUUUGAGUACUCUAAUUUGUCCUAACCGUUUGAAUCCAGCACACUCUAACAGAGUAUAAAAGAGUGUGUUUGUAUUAAGUGAACUUGCGGGCUGGCAGGGCAGGGGCCACCGGGGCAGUCUUUAUUUGUCACAGAUCCAGUCGGAUGGUCUUCGUCCGGCACCAGAGCCACAGCAUGGCGAGUUCCUCAAUGCAAAUAUCCUCACUAUAGCUCUUUGAACAGCAGGAUCUGUCAAGUUACCCAGCACCAACAUUUUAACUGUUUCAUCUUCAUAUUUCCUGAGUUGUUUGUUCUGAGAGCCAACAAUACAGAAAAACUGAUGUUUCCAGAAACAUCAUGGUGAGAUAUGUUCUUUCAUAUCAUUUUGUGUUUGACACAAACCUUUGUCCUCAGAAUCUAAAACAGCUGGACUAACUCGAUUCAGUAAAGUAUGAAAAUAGCUUUGAGCACAAGGGAGCAUCAAGACUACCCUCUACUCUCAGAACAAACACUCCACUUCAUUCAUUUCUGACUUCUCAUUCAACGACAGUUAUAGUUUGUAGUCUUUAAAGCACACACAGCUUAACAAAAUGAAAUAAAACUGCACAAAGUGCUCCUUUUACAAAAAUAAAUGAGAGGGACAGAUAGAUUUAGACCUAACUGAGGUGUUCAAUGGUUGGUCUGUAACUUGGAGAAACUUCAUCACAAAGAAUUGUUUAAGAAAUUACUUGGUUAAAAUAAUAGUUGGCUGCUGGAAUGAGUGUAUUCCAACGUGUUAUCAAUUAUGAACAAACUGAUAUGAUAAACCAACAAAAACCAAGCAGAAAGACAAAACUGCUGCUGUGACUUGGUUCUGAUUCUGAAUCCUGGUGUGAACAAACCAAAUAAAACAUGGAAUCAUU
This is a messenger RNA of Nothobranchius furzeri (turquoise killifish), 5845 nucleotides long. It is a transcript of the gene acanb, whose product is annotated as aggrecan b. Gene Ontology annotation, biological process: cell adhesion; central nervous system development; positive regulation of neuroblast proliferation. NCBI's taxonomy places the organism in Eukaryota, Metazoa, Chordata, Actinopteri, Cyprinodontiformes, Nothobranchiidae. Gene Ontology annotation, molecular function: hyaluronic acid binding. Gene Ontology annotation, cellular component: synapse; perineuronal net. The record is from RefSeq and is a predicted model, not a curated record.